AUUUUCCAAAAAAAAAAAAAAAAUUUUCAUUAGAAGCUCAAAUUUACCACAAAUCAGUUCAUGUUAAGGACAUGAAAAAAUGAAAAUUAAUUUUGUGACUAUUUUAAUAAUUUUUUACUGUCCAGCGCUUGUUAAUUCAGCUAUUAAAAGUCAAGCUGUGACUACAGAAGAGUUACUGGUGUCAACAGGAAUUUCUGACAUUUGUGAAGAAUUUUUCAUCAAAAAAUCAAUAAAAUUUGACUUAAUUAUUUACGGUGAAAAGACACGUCAUCUUGAUGAUGUUGCUGAUGGAAUCUUGAGGUUGGUUGGACAUUCUGGAUCAACAAUUGUGCAGCAUGUCAAGAAUAUCAAUGUCUGGCAUCACAAUCUUGAAGACUCAGCUUUAAUUCUAUUCAAAUCUGCCACAAAUUUAGCUCAAUUCAACUCCAAAGCUGCAUUCACAAAUCAAUGGCCAAAAUUAAUAAAAUUAUUAAUUUACUCAGAAAAUUACGAAGAUUUUUUGAAAGUUAAAGCUGUCAAUUACUACAUAUCCGAUAAACCAGACAUUACAUCCUACGAAUACUUCAUAAUUCCAAAGAAAUUCAUAAUUACGUUGAUGACUUUUAAUCAUUUCAAGCAUAAUUCAUGCAACAAAAAGGAGGUCGAGUUGAUCAACUUUUACUACAAAACAACGCAAAAAUGGAACAAAACCUAUAAAAAUUACAGGAACUUUGAGAAUCUCAAUAGCUGCAUGUUGACAUACACAGACUCUUUUGGACCAACUUAUCAUUUUAAUAAAGAAAAUCAAGCAGUGUCAAACUGCAUAAAAUUGUCAGCGCCAGAUUCAACAUGCCAAAGAAUGCUAGGAACCAUAGUUGAGCGUCCAGACGUAAAGUUUAGUGGACUUGCUUACGAAAUAUUCGAAGCAAUUGGAAAACGUGGGAAUUUCACAACAAAUUAUCAAUUAAAGGAAGAUUCAGGCCUUUAUGUUAAGCAUAAAGCUAUGAUUGAUCAAAGCAUAACAAUCUUUCUUAGCGUCCAAAAUGAAGGCAUGCUUAAGUAUGUCCACAUGACAUCAACAUUCUUCGACAUUGAAUUCGGAAUUUACGUUAAUCCGGAGGAAUUUUAUUCGAACUUUGAGAAGCUUUUGCUGCCUUUUGAUGACACAAUUUGGACUUUCCUGCUUUUCAUCCUGUUAACGACAGCAUUUGUGAUCUUUGUCAUACGAUUUAGAGCCUAUAAUCUUUUCUAUGGAUUUAACAUCACCACGCCAGCUCUCAAUGUCGCUAGAAUAAUAUGUGGAACUAGUCAGUCACGUCUACCAAAGCAGACAACAGCAAGAUUCAUUCUUAUUACUUUUGUCAUGUUCUGGCUCAUUAUAAGGACAUGCUAUCAAAGUAAAAUGUUUGAUUUUAUCACGACAGACAUGAGAAAGCCAGCGCCGAGAACAUUGGACGAUGUGAUUCAUAGGGGAUACACGAUUGUAAUGAGGGAUGAUCCUGUAAUGAUGGAACCUUUGGAAAGGGAGCUGAUGAGUAUAAGCAAAAGCACAAAAGUCCUGAUUGUCUCCGAUGAGAACCAUCUUACUCAACUUUACUGCAAUAGUGUACUUGAUUCAGCUCUUAAACAUGCCUUCUUAAUGCCAAUUUCCAGUGAAUCUCCAAUGAGCUCAACAUGCAGUGGUUCUUUGAUUCAAGUACAAAAUUUUCAUCUAAAUGCGAUCCCAGCAGGUCUUGGGAUGCUAAGGAACAGCAUUUUAUAUCCAUUAUUUGAUGAAGUUGUGAAGAUGUUGAUUCCAUCUGGGAUUCUGCAGUAUCUGCCUGAAUUUUAUUUUUACCUGCUGCAUGGAAAUAAUGAUUGGAUUUCGGUGCAGAGACCGAGGAUUUUAAAUCUUGAUGAUUUGAGUUUUUUGUUCAUUUUGUGGAUAUCUUCUUGUGGAUUCUCAUCGAUUGUCUUUGUUGCUGAGAUAAUUAGAUAUUUUGUUAUAGAUAAGACGGUUAUUUAGAAAUGAUAAUUUUAAUUUUGGUUAUCCUUUAUGCGUAGAAAUAUUUUUUGUCACCCUGUAUGUAAAAUUUUUAUUUUAAAUAUUUAAAAUCUAUUUGUAGUGUAACAUAGGUUAAUGAUUAAAUUUUUGGUCACCCUGUAUAUUACAUCAAGUUUGGAAAUUAUUUGUCACCCUGUAUUUUCAAAAGUCAAUAUUCAAUGA
Molecule: messenger RNA, 2185 nt
Organism: Chironomus riparius
Lineage: Eukaryota; Metazoa; Arthropoda; Insecta; Diptera; Chironomidae
Source: the annotation of a GenBank genome assembly